UGAUAUGGAUGUUGUAGUGGAUAUUAUCGCAAUCUCAUCCAGCUGGUUCAUCACCAAUCACUUCUUAGCGGACUACGUCACCGACUUCUCAUCCCAUCUUAUCUUCUCUGCGGCUAUUUGGGUUUUCUUAUCAAUAAGAGGGCUACAGAAACAUGAACUGAAUGUCAGAUAUUUGUACCAUACAGUGUGCAGCAUAGCAGCCUGGAGCGUGGUUUUUGUGAUAUUUGGAGCUCCGUAUGCUAAAAUGGACAACUUAAUGUCAGUAUCUCUACUUGCCAGUGUCUACACAUCACCCUACACUUCCUCUAUUAACUUUAAAAAGAAGGAGAGUUCCUCCAACCCAUCACUCUGCAUUGUGUUACUGUUUGGUUGGUUGGGAGCUGUACCCAUGUUCCUAGACUGGAACCAAGCCUGGCACACGUGGCCCAAUCCGGUGAUAUGGGGACUCACUAUGGGCCACAUUAUUGGGGGAAUUGUUAAUUGCUUUUGCGAAUUUGAUUAGAUGCAGAUCAAAUGUUAAUGUGAUCUACAUAUUUAUAUUUAAUUUAAAUGAAUAAUAUUCUCUCCCA
Molecule: messenger RNA, 569 nt
Organism: Bolinopsis microptera
Lineage: Eukaryota; Metazoa; Ctenophora; Tentaculata; Lobata; Bolinopsidae
Exons: 3
Coding region: 5-502 (165 amino acids)
Biological process (GO): GPI anchor biosynthetic process
Cellular component (GO): endoplasmic reticulum membrane
Source: RefSeq, a predicted model, not a curated record